Messenger RNA from Papilio xuthus (Asian swallowtail), 705 nucleotides. NCBI's taxonomy places the organism in Eukaryota, Metazoa, Arthropoda, Insecta, Lepidoptera, Papilionidae. The record is from RefSeq and is a predicted model, not a curated record.
UGUAACGAAAAUUUUCUCUUCUUAUUUACUAAUUUAAUUAUUGAAUUUUAAGAGAAACAGUCCUUACUGAACAAAAACAUAAUUAUGUCGUCUAGUCGAUCUAAAACAUCUUUCAUAGACAAACCUUUAAGUAAAGGGAAAGGAGAAAUAUCGUUAGCUCUAUACGCCCUUUUAUUUUCAGAAAUUGUACAAUAUUGUCAAAACCGUUCGCAUUCAAUUCACGAACUCCAGACCAAAUUAUCAGAAAUUGGCCAAGAUGUAGGAACUCGUUUGUUAGACCUGUACUUUGUGAGAGAGCGGAACAGCAAGCGGGAAAUAAAGUUGUUAAAUAUGCUUCUUUUUGUCAAGUCUACAUUGUGGAAGGUAUUAUUUGGCAAAGAAGCUGACAAACUUGAACAUGCCAAUGAUGAUGAAAGAACAUACUACAUUAUUGAGAAAGAUGCACUAGUUAACAAAUUUAUAAGUGUGCCUAAAGACAAAGGUUCUCUCAACUGUGCCACAUUCAAUGCUGGUAUCAUAGAAGCUGUCCUUACUAAAAGUGGUUUUCCUGCUAAGGUGACAGCGCACUGGCACAAAGGUACAACAUACAUGGUUAAGUUUGAUGAUUCUGUAAUAGCCAGGGACAAAUCUCUGGAUGACCGAUAAACUAUUAAUUUUAAGUGCAUCUAGUGUUAUAUUCUCUGCAAAAUAAAAAGAUUACCUUGU